Miscanthus lutarioriparius is the source of this 4011-nucleotide messenger RNA. NCBI's taxonomy places the organism in Eukaryota, Viridiplantae, Streptophyta, Magnoliopsida, Poales, Poaceae. The record is from the annotation of a GenBank genome assembly.
AUGGCAUCACCUAUCCAAAUGACUGCAAGCAAUCUAUUACGCACAGAAGGCUUUUCUGGAAAUAUGGGACAAAGAUAUGGUUUAAUUGCUGCGAGAAGUCUUGGAUCAAGAAGGUUGCGAAUGACUCAACAUUGCUUUCAUCAACAGCAUCUUUGUUGGAGACAUGUACAAAGAGGUGUGGUUCGUAAUAUCAGAUCAUCAUCAUCUCCUGGGGCUGUGGUAUCCAAGGGGUUUGACAGUUCAUUAGUUGAGAAACCUGAUACUUCAUUGGAUGUUGGAAUUAUUCAUUUGUACCGUAUACCAUUUCUUCAAGAAAGUGAAACUAUGGAGCUGCUCAAGAAAGUGAAGGCGAAGGUUUCUGCUAAAAUUGUUGAUAUACUGACCGAGCAGUGCUUCAACAUUCAAUUGGAUAAUCCACUCACCCCUGAGAAGCUUUCAACGCUUCAUUGGCUCUUAGCAGAAACUUAUGAACCAGACAAGUUGCAAAGUAGGAGCUUUCUGGAGGAGGAAGUAUCUAGAAGUUCCUGUGCUGUUAUUGUUGAGGUCGGUCCCCGGAUGACAUUUUCGACGGCAUUCUCGACCAAUGCUGUCUCAAUUUGUAAAUCUCUCUCAUUAGUAGAAGUGAGCAGACUGGAGCGGUCAAGAAGAUACCUUUUGCGCCUUGAGCCUGGUAAUGGUCCACUUGAUGAAAGUCUGCUCAAAGAAUUUGCUGCAUUGGUUCACGAUAGAAUGACAGAGUGCAUUUAUCCCAAAAAGCUGACAUCAUUUCAGUCAGAUGUAGUUCCUGAACCUGUCUGUGUUGUUCCAGUCAUUGAAAGAGGAGAAGAAGCAUUGGAAGAAAUAAAUGUGAAGAUGGGGCUUGCUUUUGAUAAACAAGAUAUUGACUACUAUACACACCUCUUCCGAGAUGAUAUUAAACGCAAUCCGACUACAGUGGAACUUUUUGAUAUUGCACAAUCCAAUAGCGAACACAGUAGACAUUGGUUUUUCAAUGGAAAACUUGUUAUAGAUGGAGAGACCAUGCCUGCCACUUUGUUCCAGUUAGUGAAGAGCCCUCUGAAAGCCAACCCCAAUAACUCUGUCAUCGGGUUCAAGGAUAACUCGAGUGCAAUAAAAGGAUUUCCAGUAAACCAUCUACGCCCAACAAUUCCAGGUUCCAGUUCACCAUUAUCCAUCAUGAUGCGUGAGCUUGAUAUUUUAUUCACAGCAGAAACCCAUAAUUUUCCAUGUGCUGUUGCACCAUACCCGGGAGCCGAGACAGGUGCAGGUGGCCGUAUAAGAGACACGCAUGCCACUGGAAAGGGUUCUUUUGUUGUUGCUUCCACUGCUGGUUACUGUGUUGUGAAUCUGGCCUCUCCAUUGCAAAUUCUUGUCGAUGCUAGUGAUGGUGCCUCUGACUAUGGGAACAAGUUUGGUGAGCCUCUAAUUCAGGGAUAUACCAGAACAUUUGGGAUGAGGUUGCUAAAUGGGGAGCGGCGUGAAUGGUUGAAGCCUAUAAUGUUCAGUGGAGCUAUUGGGCAAAUUGACCAUGCACACAUAUCGAAGUGUGAUCCAGAAAUUGGCAUGCUAGUUGUGAAGAUCGGUGGUCCAGCAUACAGAAUUGGUAUGGGCGGUGGUGCUGCCUCGAGUAUGGUUAGUGGCCAGAACGACGCAGAGCUUGAUUUCAACGCUGUACAGCGUGGAGAUGCUGAGAUGGCACAGAAAUUGUAUCGUGUGGUCAGGGCAUGUGCAGAAAUGGGAGAGAAUAACCCUAUCAUUAGCAUUCAUGAUCAGGGUGCAGGAGGAAACUGUAAUGUUGUUAAGGAAAUAAUAUAUCCAAAGGGUGCUGAAAUUGAUAUCCGUGCAAUUGUUGUUGGUGAUCAUACAUUGUCGGUCUUGGAGAUAUGGGGUGCUGAGUACCAGGAACAGGAUGCGCUACUUGUGCAACCUGAGAGCAGAAGCCUGUUAGAGUCGCUUUGUGAGAGGGAAAGAGUUCCAAUGGCUGUCAUUGGGAAAAUUGAUGGCUGUGGAAAAAUUGUGUUGAUUGAUAGCGCUGCUGUGAAGAAUGCCAAGUUGAAUGGCCUCCCUCCUCCAUCCCCUGUUGAAGAACUUGAGCUUGAAAAAGUUCUAGGAGACAUGCCUCAGAAGACCUUCAAGUUCAAGCGUGUUUCUCAUGUCACAGAGCCUUUAGACAUUUCACCUGAGGUAACACUUUUGGAUGCUCUGAAGCGAGUAUUAAGGCUCCCAUCUGUGUGUUCAAAGCGUUUCUUGACCACAAAGGUUGAUAGGUGUGUGACAGGCCUUGUUGCACAACAGCAGACAGUUGGACCUCUCCAACUUCCGCUUGCUGAUGUGGCUGUGAUUGCACAGACAUACACAGACCUAACAGGUGGUGCUUGCAGCAUUGGAGAACAACCAAUAAAGGGUUUGCUUAAUCCUAAGGCCAUGGCCAGACUUGCUGUUGGGGAGGCCUUGACUAAUCUUGUCUGGGCUAAGGUUACAUCACUUGCUGAUGUCAAAGCAAGCGGGAAUUGGAUGUACGCUGCAAAGCUUGAUGGCGAAGGUGCAGAUAUGUAUGAUGCAGCUGUCGCAUUGGCUGACUGCAUGAUUGAACUUGGUAUUGCAAUAGAUGGGGGAAAAGACAGUCUUUCCAUGGCAGCCCAAUGUGAUGGUGAACUCGUCAAGGCUCCUGGAAAUCUGGUCAUCAGUACUUACGUGACAUGUCCUGAUAUAACAUUGACAGUAACCCCUGAUUUGAAGCUUGGUAAUGAUGGAAUCCUUCUGCAUAUUGACCUCGCUAAAGGAAAUCGCCGUCUUGGUGGUUCUGCUCUUGCACACGCAUUUGAUCAAAUUGGAAAUGAUUGCCCGGACAUUGAUGAUGUUCUGUACCUGAAGAAGGUUUUCGAGGCCAUUCAGGAAUUGCUCAGUCAACGUCUUAUUUCAGCAGGCCAUGACAUAAGCGAUGGUGGCCUUAUUGUGAGUGUUCUUGAGAUGGCAUUUGCUGGUAAUUGUGGUUUUAAGCUCGACAUAGACUUGGAAGAUAGGAGCCUUCUUGAAGGACUUUUUGCAGAGGAGCUUGGCCUUGUUAUUGAAGUGCACUCAAAAUAUAUCGAUAUCGUGAAGCAAAAGCUUGAAGCAACAGGCAUUUCUGCUAAUGUAAUUGGAGAAGUUACCUGCUCACCAGACAUAGAAGUUUUUGUUGAUGGCAAUCUGCAUCUCAAGGAAAAAACUUCAGAUCUCAGGGAUCUCUGGGAGGAAACGAGCUUCCAGCUUGAGGAGUUACAACGUCUGAAAUCUUGUGUCAAACUUGAGAAAGAAGGAUUAAAAUGCAGAACAUCGCCGUCAUGGUCUCUGUCUUUUACUCCCAAAUUCACAGAUGAGAAACUGUUGAUUGCUUCCUCAAAACCAAAGGUCGCUAUCAUUCGUGAAGAAGGGAGCAAUGGGGACAGGGAAAUGGCUGCUGCAUUCCACGCUGCUGGGUUUGAACCAUGGGAUAUCACAAUGUCAGACCUCUUGGCUGGGAAGUCUUCUCUAACAGAGUUCCGUGGGAUUGUGUUUGUUGGCGGUUUUAGCUAUGCAGAUGUGCUAGAUUCAGCGAAAGGUUGGGCUGCAUCGAUCAGGUUUAACAAACCCCUCGUUCAGCAAUUUCAGGAUUUCUAUCAUAGGCCAGACACGUUCAGCCUUGGAGUAUGUAACGGUUGUCAGCUUAUGGCUCUUCUUGGCUGGGUGCCAGGAUCUGAUGUUGGAGGUUCUCUUGGUAAAGGUGGAGAUAUGUCCCAACCCAGGUUUAUUCACAAUGAAUCCGGUCGUUUCGAGUGCCGGUUUACCAGUGUGUCCAUUGGGGAUUCUCCUGCUAUCAUGUUCAAGGGGAUGGAAGGUUCUACCUUGGGUGUUUGGAGUGCUCACGGCGAGGGAAGAGCUUUCUUCCCAGAUGAAAAUGUUCUAGCUACUGUUGUGAAGUCUAAUCUGGCACCUGUGAGAUAUUGCGAUGAUUUUAACAACAUAACCGAGACCUAUCCCCUUCAAUCCUAA